CCAGUCUACUGCGCCGCCGCAGACUCAAUUCGAUCAGGCUUGACAAUUUUAUCAGCAUCGGAGGAAAUGGGCAAGUGAUGAACUAGGCACUGCGUUGGCAUCUAAAUCAUUUUUGUAAGAUAAACACUACCAUCAAAGCAUCCAAAAGCGUUUGCUAUUGUCUCAUGUAAUUUUAAACAUCAAAACUAAAGUCUUAAAAUGCCGAGCAAUAAGAUGGACAAAUCUGACAAGCCGGAGGUCAUGGACAACGUCAAAGUGGUUGUGCGAUGUCGCCCGCUGAACCAGAAGGAGAGAAGUAUGGGCCACAAGCAGGCUGUCAGUGUGGAUGAGAACCGAGGGACCAUAACCGUCAACAAAUUAGAGACCACCCACGAACCCCCCAAGACCUUCACAUUUGACACCGUGUUCGGACCAGACAGCAAACAGCUGGACGUUUACAAUCUGACAGCCCGCCCCAUCAUAGACUCAGUAUUGGAGGGUUACAAUGGGACCAUCUUCGCGUACGGACAGACAGGGACAGGAAAGACGUUCACCAUGGAGGGAGUGAGGGCAGUGCCAGAGCUCCGAGGAAUAAUCCCCAACUCCUUUGCUCAUGUGUUCGGCCACAUCGCCAAAGCAGAGGGCGACACUCGGUUCUUAGUUCGCGUGUCUUAUCUGGAGAUUUACAAUGAAGAAGUGAGGGACCUGCUGGGGAAGGACCAGAUGCAGAGGCUAGAGGUGAAGGAGAGGCCAGAUGUGGGUGUUUACAUCAAGGACCUGUCUGGUUAUGUGGUGAACAACGCUGAUGACAUGGACAGGAUUAUGACAAUGGGGCACAAGAACCGCUCGGUUGGCUCCACCAACAUGAAUGAACACAGCUCUCGCUCUCAUGCCAUCUUCACCAUCACCAUCGAGUGCAGCGAGAAGGGUGUGGAUGGAGACCAGCACGUACGCAUGGGAAAACUCCACUUAGUGGAUCUGGCGGGUUCUGAGCGCCAGGGGAAGACAGGAGCGACUGGCCAGCGACUGAAAGAGGCCACUAAGAUCAACCUGUCUCUGUCCACGCUGGGUAACGUCAUCUCAGCCCUGGUGGACGGGAAGAGCACCCACGUCCCCUACAGGAACUCCAAACUCACCCGCCUGCUGCAGGACUCACUGGGGGGAAACUCCAAGACCAUGAUGUGUGCGAACAUCGGCCCAGCGGACUACAACUAUGACGAGACCAUCAGCACGCUGCGUUACGCCAACCGGGCCAAGAACAUCAAGAACAAAGCCCGGAUCAAUGAAGACCCCAAGGAUGCCCUGCUACGGCAGUUCCAGAAGGAGAUCGAAGACCUUAAGAAGAAACUCCAAGAAGGGGAAGAGAUCUCCGGGUCGGAGGGCAGUGGAUCAGAAGAGAUGGAUGAAGGAGAUGACGAGGGAAGAGAAGGAGGAGAGGGACGAAGGAAACGGAGAGGCAGUGGCAGCAGCAUCAGUAGCUCAGACUCCUCUAUAGAGGCACAGACCACUGAGGAGAAACCCAAGGCUCAGACUAGGAAGAAGAAGAAGGUUUCUCCUGACAAGAUGGUGGAGAUGCAGGCGAAGAUCGAGGAGGAGAGGAAGGAGCUAGAAGCCAAGCUGGACAUGGAGGAGGAGGAGAGGAACAAGGUCAGGGCAGAACUGGAGAAGAGAGAGAAGGAUCUCCUCAAAGCGCAGCAGGAGCAUCACCUGCUGCUGGAGAAGCUGUCAGCCCUGGAGAAGAAGGUGAUCGUAGGAGGAGUGGACCUCCUGGCCAAGGCUGAGGAGCAGGAGAAACUACUGCAGGAGUCUAACAAUGAGUUAGAGGAGAGACGCAGGAGGGCUGAGCAGCUCCGCAGAGAGCUAGAGGAGAAGGAGGCGGAGCGUCUGGACAUUGAGGAGAAGUACACCAGUCUGCAGGAGGAGGCUCAGGGGAAGACCAAGAAGCUGAAGAAAGUCUGGACCAUGCUGAUGGCUGCCAAGUCAGAGAUGGCCGACCUGCAGCAGGAACAUCACCGGGAGAUCGAGGGCCUGCUGGAGAAUAUCCGCCACCUCAGCAGAGAGCUACGACUGCAGAUGCUCAUCAUAGACAACUUCAUCCCACAGGAAUACCAGGAGAUGAUUGAGAAUUACGUACACUGGAAUGAGGACAUUGGGGAAUGGCAGCUGAAAUGUGUAGCCUACACUGGUAACAACAUGAGAAAACAGACCCCCGUGCCGGACAAGAAAGACAAAGAUCCGUUUGAGGUGGACCUGUCUCAUGUGUACUUGGCCUACACAGAGGAGAGUAUGAGACAGUCACUGAUGAAGCUGGAGAGGCCCAGGACCUCCAAGAGUAGUAGGUCCAAGACUGGACGAAGGAAAAGAUCAUCGAAGCCCGAGGCUGUGAUGGAAUCCCUGCUGCAGUGAGAGAGACAGGAAGAGAGCCAAUCAGGGCUGGAGCCCCAUGUACUGCAAUGAAUCUACACUACUAUACCUUAGAGUCAACAACAGCAGUCAGUCAAGAGUCCAGAUCUUUAUUAUUGAAUGUCGUCCAUUUCAAAGUAUGUUAUCUUAAUACACUGUAUAGUAAGGUUCUACAUGUGAAUGGAGAUGAGACGUUGGUUUAUUGGUCUCAGUGAGGGAAGGAGGGAGCCGCCACUGUACUGUAGGAUUUGGGCCUUUCCCUUUAAACUGGGGGUGAAUGGCCGAAGUCUAAGGUACCUUGUGUUGUAUUAAACGGAGACGUGUUGAGGGAUAAUCAGCUUAACGUUGAGUCUUAAUGUAGCCAUCGAGCACAGUUCAGGUGGCAACACACUUGAUUUCAUCCCAAAUGGCACCCUAUUUCCCUUUUUUAGGGCACUACUUUUGACUACGGCUCAUACGGUGUCCCAUGGGGCUCUGGUCAAAAGUAGUGCACUUAAAAGGGAAUAGGGUGCCAUUCGGGACAUAAAGAGAUGAGUCGAUGAUGAGCACAAGCCAUGGUUUGUGACCACGUCAUCAUCUGCCAAGACAACGAUGACAACAACAGUCUUCUGUCAUUUGAGAUGAAGAUGCCACCACUUCUAAUGGCAGGACAUCAUUAGGAUACAUCUGAUACCCUUCAACAUAGUCAAAAUCAAAAACUGUUCUAGAAAUAAUUAAUAUCUAUACCACAGGUCAUAAUUCCCCUUAUUUCAAGGAUCACACUUAUGGAAGUCUAAAAUGUACUUUAAACUUAGUUUCCUCCUUUGUCUGAAUGGUAGGACGUGCAUGACAUACCGCUUCUGUAGACGGGCUGGUUGUUUAGCAACAAUACCGACGUGUCAGCAACUAUAGGGCAAACUAUAUUUCGUCUCCAAAUGUUCUUUGAAAACAUAAAUAGAUUUGCACAAUGAGCGCUUGUUGUUGGUUAGAUAGCAAAUGUCAGCCAUUUUAGCAAAGACGUGGCAUCAGUCGAAACACCUCAUGUUAUUAAUAGGAAGAUGCAACAACCUGAAACCAGCCUCAUACGAUUCCCCACAUGGCAGCUUCUUGUCAUUGUUGCUAGCUAUCUGACCGUUCAGAAUCAUAACGCCACACGGACUUCUGCCUUAUCUACGUGCUUGUCAUUUUCAUGACGUUGUCAGCUAACCCGUCUAUAUAGUAGUACCAUUCACCCAUUAAACACUAACUCACUUAUUAUGCUUUUAUUUCUUCCUUCUCAUGUCAUCGUUUAUGGUGCAUUGUAGUGGAAGCAAAGUGUCUUUCUUUUGUAUUAUACUGUAUGUCAAAUGUUUACAUCUACUGAGCCCCCCUGUAUCUCUUAAUCAUUUAUUAAAUUAUUGGACAUGUUUAAUCUCGCUCUUUCUUGUUCCUUUUUCAACAUCCCUCUUUUUGUUUAUUUCAGUCUCUUGUUUUGAUUUGUCUGGUUGCCGUGUGUAGCAUGUUUUAAGAUUGGAAUCAUGCUAAGUUUCUUCCACUCUAGGUUUCUUCCUGCCUUCUAGGGAGUUUUUCCUAGUCAAUGUGCUUCUGCAUUGCUUGUUCUUUGGGGUUUUAGGUUGGGUAUCUGUCGAGCGCUUUGAACACUGCUGACGUAAAAAGGGCUUUAUAAAAUAAAUGUGAAUGAUUGGUUGAUGCUAUAACGCCAUGGCACUGCCACGAAGUUGACUUGUUCCAUGAUUUUCCCAGUGGUCCACACACGAUACAGUAUAAUGUUAAUGAUUGGCAGUCUCCACUCUAAAGCACUGGUAAAACACAGACCGUUGAGUGAUUCCACAUUCUAAAAUGUAGUUUGAGGCUAGAGUCAGUAAUAGGUCAAAUCUAGAAAAUCUUUGUUGUAGUAGUAUCAACACUUAAAAAAUAAACCACAUUUAUAAAAAAAAUAGUUUUACCAAUUAGUUAAUUUAUUCAUAAAUAGUACAAAAAUAAAUGUCAUAGUACAUUUAAAUACAAUUGAAUAAAUAAUAAUUUGUGUUAUUGGACUAUGCACGGUCGACAGAGUUCCCCUCAGUCCCCUCAAAGUGUUGGGGUCGUUUUGUGAUGAGUGACAGAGUGGGGACGGGAAUAGAUGGCUUGGGCACAGUUGUAGAGGUUCAUCAGGAGAGCACGGAGCUGUUCCUCGUCUCCAUUCUUCUUCAUAGUGCAGUUGGAAGGGUGAAGCUAGGGAGAAAACGGAACAUUCCACUUAGAACCACAGACUAAAGAACCCAGAAGACUACCUUAGAACCCUAACUACUUCCACAAGGCUCAUGGUGCAUGUUGUUCAAUACAUCCUGUGUUAAGAAACACUAUUUUGUGGAUGAAUCAAAUAGUAAUGCAUUAUGGGGGUGUUUUCCUGGACUAGGAUAAAGACAGUUUCAUAUAUGCAGAUUUCCAUUAAAGAAAAUGCUUUUUAGUCCAGGACUAGGCUUCAUCCAUGUCUGGAACACAGCCGUAUAAAUUGAGUUAGUUUUUAUAAUAUUUUUUAUUUCUUUACACAUAAUUGUUAUGACCAACAGUGAGAGUAGUUGUUACUGUUUGAUUGACAAGAGCAGGGCUCUGUUCAAGUGGGAGCAAUGUUACAAGAUAUAAAUACGAAGUGUUGAACAGACAUCUCUAUUCGUUCAUUUCUAUCUGCGACAAUUUGGAUGUUUCACUGAAUACACCUAGCCUGGCCUGGGUACCAGUCUGUUUGUGUCAUCAUACCACUUUAGGUCUGCGACCCAAGCUAGAGUACACCCUCAACCCAGUUAAUUUGUCUGAAUGAUUCCUUACCUUAUUGUACUGCUCCAGCACUCUGCUGAUUGUCUCUACGUUGUUGUCUGAAGUCCCGUACUGCGUUUUGUUUAUGUUAGACAGAAUCGUCUCCGCUAUGCAGAAAUCUUUAGGCUGGAAUUUGAGAUUAUUAUAAUUAUUGAUUGUUGUAUGAUGAAUCUUUUGCUGUAAUGGCUAAAAUAGCCUGUUGAAAAUUCUAAAAUACAUUGUCAACUUUGUGGUCAGCAUUAUUAACAAGUGUCUGAUUGCGUCAACAAGUGUUGACAUGAGUAAGUUAACCGAUCAAUUAACAGUAGUUAUCACUGAUGGACAUGAGGGGACAAUUUCACGGACACAGAUUAAAGCCUAUUCUCGGACUAAGGAGCACUUUCAAUGGUGAAUCUCCGUUGAACAUAGUUUUUAUUCUCUAGGACUAGGCUUAAUCUGUGUCUGUGGAAACCUGCACACUGUCUCAUGAUUUCAUCAAGAAUAUGGAUGCAACUUACCCCGUGUAACUUGCAGCGAUCUUGAUUGAAUUCUGCUGGCACUAGAUGGUUCAAAAGGGCCUGAAAGGAUGACGAAAGGUCACAAUGGUUUAAUUUCUUCAUGACCCCUUUUCAUUUUUAACAAGAGACUUUCUAAUCAGAUAGAGCAGUGCAACAUUUGAUAACACUAGAUACAAUGAAAUAUGAAAAGUACAAUAAUACAAUCUUCUUACCUCCGGGCCUUCCUUGAGCGUCUUGUUAGCCUCUUUCAUGAUCCUCUGCAGUAGAUGAAUCUCAUCAGGUGUUUUAGUGGGCGCAGUGAAGACCAGCACAAAUGCAAAGGAGAAGAGGAGAGCAAGAGUCUUCAUGGCUUUACAGUAGUAAUACUAGUAGCAGGCUGUGACUUGACACUGUCUCGGGGUGAAGAAGGUUCAAAUGUGACUGACUUGCAACAUCAAACACAGGCCUCUUAUAUUGUCACUAGACGCUGACACCCUCAGAGCCCACUAGAUAGAGAUCACUACAUCACAGCUACAAUUCUGAUCAGCAUCCAGGAUGUCCUUAUAUGGACAUAUAGCAUAUAAUCAAUUAGCAAUCAAAUCUUUUCAAACUGAAACUUGACUGACAGAGGGAAAACAUAUGAAGAAUUGCAUUUCAAAACGCUAUAUCUUUCACAUUAGUGUUUUUAAUUAAAUCAGAAAUGAUUGCUUAAGGGUACCUUCACGUAUUUGUAAAAUAUUACUGUACUCAGACCUUUUAGUCCAUAUAUUUAAGAUGUAUUAAAAUGUGUUUUGUUGCAAAACGCUAUAUAUCCAUUGUUUAGCUGUAAUGGAAAGUUGGUAUCCUGUACAUUUGACUGAUAUGUGGUUGUCUCACCUAGCAAUCUUAAGAUGAAUAUACUUGCUGUAAGUUGCUCUAGAUAUGACGAUCUGCUAAAUUACUAAAAUGUAAAUAUUUCAUGCACAGAUCUCAUAUUACUGUACUGAUUAAUAUAAAAUAAACCAUUUAUAUUGAUGU
This is a messenger RNA of Oncorhynchus kisutch (coho salmon), 6650 nucleotides long. RefSeq names its product kinesin-like protein KIF3A. Gene Ontology annotation, cellular component: microtubule. Gene Ontology annotation, biological process: mitotic cell cycle; microtubule-based movement. The record is from RefSeq and is a predicted model, not a curated record. Lineage: Eukaryota; Metazoa; Chordata; Actinopteri; Salmoniformes; Salmonidae. The transcript is spliced from 18 exons. Gene Ontology annotation, molecular function: microtubule binding; ATP binding; microtubule motor activity. The coding region runs from base 199 to 2385 and encodes 728 amino acids.